AUGGCAAGUCGGUCGCUCACUCGAAGCGCUGUCAAAGCGUUGUCAACGUGCCAGGCAAUACGAGUCUCUCCUCGUUCAUAUCGUGUGCGAUGCCAAUCAUCUCUAGCUCACGCCGAAGCUCCCAUACUAUCUCAACAGCCUCCUUCGAUACCCAAACAACCGGAUGAUGUCACAUCAUCAUAUUCAAAACCAGCUCUUGCGACCUCAUCAACAACAGAUACCAAACCAGCUGCCAUGUCGCAUCCAGACACUCCAGCUAAUGCACCUUGGGAAACUGGAGUUAUAGUUUCGGGUCCUCAGGCGCUCUACACGUCGCUUGUUAACAGAGGACAGUUGAAUGAUGAUGCGCACCAGAGAGUUACUGUGAAAAAGUUGCAGGAGCUGUAUGAUCGUCUGAAGGGGUAUAGUCCACCCACCAUUCAGAGCAGUGAGGGUGCUGUGGAGAGUGAUGGUGGUGUGUUUAGUAUGUUCUCUAGUAUGUUUGCCAGCAAAGCACCAGAACGAGAUAUGGUGAUAGGGCCACGAGGACUAUAUCUGUGGGGAGAUGUAGGAACUGGAAAGACAAUGACCAUGGACUUGUUUUAUUCGUCAUGUGCCAUAACGAGGAAGAGAAGAGUGCAUUUCCAUGCAUUCAUGCAGGAUGUGCAUAGGAGAGUGCAUCAAUUACGGCAGUCUCGUGGCAUUGGAACGGAUCCAAUCCCAUAUAUUGCGGAUGAGCUAGCGAGCAAUGCCUUCCUUUUGUGUUUUGAUGAGUUACAAGUGACUGAUAUAACUGACGCUAUGAUUCUGAGACGUCUAUUUACUGAACUAUUUAAUCGUGGAGUGGUUAUGGUGACUACGUCGAAUAGACCCCCAGAUGAACUGUACAAAAAUGGUAUUCAGAGAUCGAGCUUCAUACCAGCCAUAGAACUUUUAAAGGAACGCUGUGAAGUUCAUACACUGAAUUCCGGUGUUGACUACCGAAAGCAAAAGCGAGACAAAUAUAGAGUCUUCCUAUACCCAAACAACAGCACGAACAGCGCCCACCUCGACUCCAUAUGGCGUAAAAUGGUCGGAGACCACAUAGUCGAAGAAAAGGUCCUCUAUUUCUUGGGCAGAUCAAUGACACUCCCCGAAUCAACACCAACAGCAGCCCGUAUAUCCUUCGAAGAACUAUGUGGACAGCCACAUUCCGCUGCGGAUUAUCUCGAAAUCGCUAAAUCAGGACUUCGAACACUGGUGGUCACAGAUGUGCCUAAAAUGACAUUAAAGCACCGCAACGAGGCACGAAGAUUCAUUACAUUGCUAGACGCACUGUAUGAAUCGCAUAUGAAUCUCGUCAUGUUAACAGAUGCACCACUACAUGCAUUAUUCUCAUCUGAUGAUCCAAUGAUUACGAAAGGGGUUGUGUCUGAUCAUCAGCGGCAGACGAUGGAUGAUUUAAAGUUGACGCCGGAACAAAUGUCGUCGCCUAUCUUCUCGGGCAGUGAAGAGGUGUUUGCGUUUCAGAGGGCACUGUCGAGGUUGAUGGAGAUGCAAAGUGUACAGUGGAUUGGACAUGACUUGAAGGAAGUGCUGACCGAAGUUGCUGCUGAUGAGGACUAG
Molecule: messenger RNA, 1584 nt
Organism: Synchytrium microbalum
Lineage: Eukaryota; Fungi; Chytridiomycota; Chytridiomycetes; Synchytriales; Synchytriaceae
Exons: 9
Coding region: 1-1584 (527 amino acids)
Cellular component (GO): cytoplasm; mitochondrion
Molecular function (GO): ATP binding; ATP hydrolysis activity
Source: RefSeq, a predicted model, not a curated record